Messenger RNA from Amphibalanus amphitrite, 684 nucleotides. Its product is annotated as lectin BRA-3-like. The transcript has a single exon. The record is from RefSeq and is a predicted model, not a curated record. Gene Ontology annotation, molecular function: signaling receptor activity. NCBI's taxonomy places the organism in Eukaryota, Metazoa, Arthropoda, Thecostraca, Balanomorpha, Balanidae. The coding region runs from base 72 to 506 and encodes 144 amino acids.
CUGUUCCCAUCGGAGCCCGCGCUGCACCUCCGCUCCCUCCCGGAGCCUCCGUUCGCCGCCGACACCUCACCAUGAUUCGCUCCGCGCUCCUGCUGUCGGCGCUGGCCGCCGCCGCCUCUGCCGUCACCUGUCCGCCCGACUGGACGCAGGUCGGCUACAACUGCUACUACCUCUCCACCUACACGGACACGUGGCGCAACAGCGAGACCACGUGCCAGACGCUGGGCGGCCACCUGAUGUCCGUCUCCAGCCCGGCCGAGCAGGACGUCAUCACCAACUACUUGCGCGCCUCUGACGCCUGGAUCGGGCUCAACGACCUCGAGGAUGACGGCCACUACGUGUGGACCGACGGCACGCCCUACCAGUACGUCCACUGGGCCCCCGGCCAGCCCAACGAUCUGCUUGACCAGGACUGCGUCAGCGUGCUGGAGGACGGCUCGGGACAGUGGGACGACAACCACUGCAAGUACACCAAGCUGUUCAUCUGCAAGAAGAUGGCCUCCUAGAUGAAAUACUGAGGGAGUUCAGAAAGGUUGUAUCUCUUAUCCAUGGGGUGAGAGGGAGGGAAGGCCGGCAUACGUAGUAUGCUGUAUCUGAUGUAUUGUCGAAAUAUAAUGACAAUUUGUCGUAAGUGUUAAUGAUUUUACCACGUGCUCCUCGAUAAAUGCAACUGCACGAAGCGCG